AUGGAAAAUUUUAAGUCAAGAAGGAAUUCUCAUAGUUUGAAUAAUUUAUUAUCGAAUAGAUCUCAAGAACGCCCACCAAAAUUUGCAAGGAUGAAUAAAGCUAACGAAACCUUAAGAGACUGAAAAUCUUCUCGAGCUCCGCUGUUAAAUCAUAAAUAUGAUGUGAAGAAAAAAGCCAAAAAUGGAACUGCCUCAAUGCUGGAUAUUUUAGAACAGGAAGAAAAAUCUGAAUAUUCUGAUCAAAUAGUGUCUUCAGAAAAUGCAAGUGAAAUGAAUUUAGCGAAUGAUAAAAGUUUUCUGCCUUCAAUUACUUUGUGUGGGUUUUAUAAGCCUCAGCAAUAUCCUCUACACACUAUAUCCAGGCCUGCUGUAUUUAGCUCAAAGCUAGAAAUACAUGAAAAGCAAAAUAAUAGAGUGGAUAACUCACUCCUAUUGUUAUUGAUUAAUAAUUAUUUUAUUUAUGAUGAUAAAUUAAUUGCUGUUAGAUUUAAUCAAAGAAUUUUUAUUAAUAUAAAUUUUGACUAGCAGAAAUUUGCACUUUAAUCAAGGAGUUAGAAAAAUAUGCAAUUAUCCAACAAAAUAAUAAAAAUAACGAAACUGAGCUCGAAGAAAUUAUAAGAAAAAGAAUCACACUUCCCCCAAAUAAAUUUUCAAAAACAGUCAUCCUAGACCUCGAUGAAACCCUUGUCCACUGUUCAAAAUACAUUGAUAAAAAUGACAUCGUAAUAAAACUCAAGCUGCCAGAUUUUCCCACAGGACGUUUCGGAGUAAAAAUUCGUCCUCAUACAUCUGAGUUCCUACAAGAAAUAAGUCAAUUCUUCGAAGUCAUAAUAUUCACCGCUUCAACAGCUCUUUACGCUGAUCCAAUACUAGACUUAUUAGAUCCUGAGCACAAAUUUUUCACCCAAAGAUUUUACCGAGAAAGCUGCAUCCACAAAGGCCAUCUCAAAGUCAAAGACCUCCGAAUUUUUUCUAACAGAAACCUAAAAGAUUUAAUAAUCAUCGACAAUUCCUGAAACUCCAUUUCCAACCAAAAAUCCAAUGGAAUUUUAAUAACCAGCUGAUAUGGCGACUCAUCAGAUCACGAACUUCAAGACGUUCUUUCCUUUUUAAAAUAUCUAUGCAGCGUAAAAGACGUCCGUGAGUCCAUCAAGCUAGCCCCGAAGGCAUUUUCCAAGCACAAAGCGAGUAAAUCUUAUAAUAGUCUUUAG
This is a messenger RNA of Blepharisma stoltei, 1211 nucleotides long. The record is from the annotation of a GenBank genome assembly. Lineage: Eukaryota; Ciliophora; Heterotrichea; Heterotrichida; Blepharismidae.